This is a messenger RNA of Olea europaea var. sylvestris, 822 nucleotides long. RefSeq lists its product as uncharacterized. NCBI's taxonomy places the organism in Eukaryota, Viridiplantae, Streptophyta, Magnoliopsida, Lamiales, Oleaceae. The record is from RefSeq and is a predicted model, not a curated record. The transcript has 3 exons. Bases 1 to 822 code for a protein of 273 amino acids.
AUGUCGAACUACGCGAAGUUUAUGAAGGAAGUGAUAUCAAAGAAACGGAAGUUAGAGGAGUAUGAAACAAGAAAAGAUAUAGGCAGUUUCACUAUUCCUUGCACCAUUGAAAACUCCUCUUUUGACAAAGCCCUCUGUGAUCUUGGAGCAAGCAUCAACCUGAUGCCUUUAUCAGUGUUCAAAAAGUUAGGCCUUGAGGAAGUCAAGCCAACAACAGUGAUUCCACAAGUAGCUGAUAGAUCCCUCACAUACCCCCGAGGGAUUAUUGAAGACGUGUUAGUAAAGGUCGACAAAUUUAUCUUCCCAGCUGAUUUUGUUGUAUUAGAUAUGGAAGAAGAUCAGAAAAACCCAUUGAUCUUAGGUAGGCCAUUUUUAGCAACAAGAAGAGCAUUGAUUAAUGUACAAGAAGGGCAUCUAACAUUAAGAGUGAAUGAAGAAGAAGCGAGAUUCAACAUUUACCAAGCAAUGAAGUACGCAGAUGACACUGACACUUGCCAUAUAAUUGACUUCAUUGAUUCUGCUUGCAAAGAUAUUAAGCAGUUAGUGGGAUCAGAUGAUAAAGAGAGUAAUGUAAGCAGCAAAAUUGAAUUGAAGCAAUUACCAAAUCACCUUCGCUAUACAUUCUUGGAGGACAAUUCUAAAUCUCCAGUUAUCAUUUCUUCAUCACUCACAAGGGAUGAAGAAGACAGAUUAUUGAAAGUGUUAAGGGAACACAAGGCUACUUUGGGAUGGUCUAUAGCUGACAUCAAGGGAAUAAGUCCUACAAUUUGCAAGCAUAAAAUUCUCGCGGAAGAUUUAUACAAGCCAUCCAUUGAACAUUAG